Messenger RNA from Pediculus humanus corporis (human body louse), 213 nucleotides. RefSeq lists its product as uncharacterized. Gene Ontology annotation, molecular function: protein binding. Lineage: Eukaryota; Metazoa; Arthropoda; Insecta; Psocodea; Pediculidae. The transcript has a single exon. Bases 1 to 213 code for a protein of 70 amino acids. The record is from RefSeq and is a predicted model, not a curated record.
AUGGUUGCCAUUGCUUCAGUUCAUGGUUUACCAGGAGGUGGAAAAAAUAAAUUAAAAGGACAACAGCAACAGCAAUGUCCAAAUAUUUGUCCAGCUAAUUACGAUCCUGUUUGUGCUGCCGAUUUAAACGAUUCAAAAUCUUCUCCGAGACUUUUUGGAAAUAAAUGCGUUUUAAACACUCACAAUUGCGAACACAAUUCACGUAAAUAUUAA